UCAGAAUAUUUUUCAAAAUUAAAAUAAUAAAAAUUAGGAAUUCCCUUUUUCAGAGUGUGGUGCUUGACGAGCGCGUCCGGUCCGUCCAUCAACGGCUAGAAAUAUGGCGUCUUUUUCAUUUCCAUCACCUUCGCGCCGUCCCUGUUCAUCUCCGGCGAGCCCCGCUGCGAUGGGUGUCGCCGGCGUCGAUGGGCUCAGUUUCUAGGUGUUCUGCGAUCGCCCAUUCCGAGGUUUCGGUGCUUCGACCCUGCCAACUCUUAUCCUGCGAGUAGGAAUCACUUCAUCGGCUUCUCUUCUGGGUCUUCUUCUUCUUCUUCUUCUUCUGGUGGGAGUUCGAGAGGCAGAGAUAAGGCGAAAGAAGGAAUGGAAGGGCGGAAGAACUUGGUGCCCAAAACUGUGAACGGUGAUGCUGGUUAUGUGCUCGAAGAUGUUCCUCAUUUAACUGACUACAUCUCUGGUCUCACUGCUUAUCCCAAUCCAUUGCAAGACAAUCCCUCGUAUUCAGUUGUUAAGCAGUAUUUUGUCAAUGAUGAUGAUUCUGUCGCCCAAAAGAUUGUUGUUCAUAAGAAUAGUCCAAGAGGGACCCAUUUUCGGCGAGCUGGCCCUCGUAAAAAGGUGUAUUUUGAAUCAGAUGAAGUGCAUGCAUGCAUUGUGACAUGUGGUGGCUUAUGCCCUGGUCUGAAUACCGUUAUUAGGGAAAUAGUAUGUGGUCUAUACUACAUGUAUGGCGUGAAUAAAAUUCUAGGGAUUGAGGGAGGAUACAGAGGUUUCUAUUCUCGGAAUACCAUUCCUCUAACCCCAAAGGUGGUCAACGAUAUCCAUAAACGUGGUGGUACAAUCCUUGGCACAUCAAGAGGGGGCCAUGAUACCUUGAAAAUUGUCGACAGUAUUCAAGAUAGAGGAAUUAAUCAGGUAUAUAUAAUUGGAGGAGAUGGAACUCAGAAAGGGGCCUCCGUGAUUUUUGAGGAAAUUAGAAGGCGUGGUCUCAAAGUUGCAGUGGCUGGAAUACCCAAGACUAUAGAUAAUGACAUUUUGGUUAUAGACAAGUCAUUUGGCUUUGACACUGCUGUUGAGGAGGCUCAACGAGCAAUUAAUGCAGCCCAUGUUGAAGCUGAAAGCAUAGAGAAUGGUGUUGGUCUUGUCAAGUUAAUGGGCCGCCAUAGUGGAUUUAUAGCAAUGUACGCCACUCUUGCCAGUCGAGAUGUAGACUGCUGCUUGAUUCCAGAAUUGCCAUUUUACUUGGAAGGACCAGGUGGACUUUUUGAAUUCAUGGAGAAAAGACUGAAGGAAAAUGGGCAUAUGGUUGUUGUAAUAGCCGAAGGUGCUGGACAAGAGCUUCUUUCUGAUAGCAUGCGCGCAACCGUCCAGCAGGAUGCUUCGGGAAACAAGUUGCUGCAAGAUGUUGGGUUCUGGAUAUCUCAUAGAAUUAAGGACCAUUUCUCAAAACGGAAAAAAAUGGCUAUAAAUCUUAAAUACAUAGAUCCUACAUACAUGAUCCGCGCUGUUCCAAGCAAUGCAUCAGAUAAUGUAUACUGCACACUCCUUGCUCACAGUGCCAUUCAUGGUGCAAUGGCAGGAUACACAGGCUUCACAGUUGGACCUGUUAAUGGUAGACAUGCUUACAUUCCAUUCCAUCGUAUAAUUGAGAGACAGAACAAAGUGGUGAUUACCGACAGGAUGUGGGCAAGGCUUCUGUCUUCAACCAAUCAACCAAGCUUCUUAAGCCGUAAAGAUGUCACUGAAAACAGGAUAAAGGAUGAACCACAAACCCCUCUGUUAGAUGGGGAGUAUCCUGUGGGCAACAAGCCAUUGCGCAAAGAGACCUAGCAGUUCAAGACAGAAAGGGUGAAAUAGGGAACUCAUUCAUGGCGCAACUCUUUUUUUUUCUCCUCCCCAUAGGAUGCCCCAUGAAUUGAAGUUCCUCCCAGUGUGCUGUGAAAUUUGUGGCUCAGCAUGUUGUUAUAACGUUGAAUUGGCCGAACUAUAGGUAAUGGGUUUAUCAUGCAUGUUGAUGCAAUAGUUUUGCCGGAAAGCCUUGGUAUAUUUGUUACUCUGAAUGUUGGUAUGGAGGUUCCCUCUGCAAUGUUUUUCAUGCAAUAAUUUAGUGAAAACCACUUUGUGUAUGUAUUAUUUUUAGCAAUUUCCAAGCAUGCUUGAUGGCCAGUGGCACUGGCUGAACCAGCUCGCAAUAAGCUUUUCAUGUUGCUACAAAUGCCAAUGGUAGAUUUGUCCCAACAUAUGGAAGAGCAAUGGGACGGUUUGUGGCUCUU
Messenger RNA from Malania oleifera, 2270 nucleotides. Its product is annotated as ATP-dependent 6-phosphofructokinase 3-like. NCBI's taxonomy places the organism in Eukaryota, Viridiplantae, Streptophyta, Magnoliopsida, Santalales, Ximeniaceae. Gene Ontology annotation, biological process: fructose 6-phosphate metabolic process; glycolytic process. The transcript is spliced from 13 exons. The record is from RefSeq and is a predicted model, not a curated record. Gene Ontology annotation, molecular function: 6-phosphofructokinase activity; ATP binding. Bases 364 to 1827 code for a protein of 487 amino acids. Gene Ontology annotation, cellular component: cytoplasm.